UGCAGACACCGAAGCCAUCAACAACCGAAGAAAGUCCAGGUACAAGAAGGGGAAACCCAGAGACUCCAGGAUUGUAGACAUAGACGAUACCGACGACUGUCACCACCACAUCGUUGGACCAGGCUCUGCUCCGUUGCCCAAGCACCUGGAGAAACUGAUGACAGACCGGCGUCAGGAGGCGAUGACGACGCGCCGAGAGAUAGAAGAACUGAGGAAACAUUACGGACACAACUGGUUACAGGCAAUAGAGGACAGGGGUAUUUUCAACAAGAAACUAGAGCCGGCUAUCUGUGCAGCCCCUACAGCCACGCCUAAAGCUGCCACCAACAACAGUUCAACAGCUGGCCAGGAGUCGCAUGUCAGGUCGAGGUCAGUGGUCAGUCCGGAGACUGGACUGGAGGUUGGCGCCAGUGGCCACCAGGAAGUGGUCAAGGGAGGACCUGUGAGAGGCGAGAAAUCACAUUCCAUGGAUGCUGAAUUCACGGAUCCAAAUAAACCAUUGAUGGCCACGAUAGCUAGAAUAGCUGCUGGUCUGCCUGAGAGUGGAGUCGAUAGAGCAGCCACAUGUACCUUCACGGGGACAAACGUGGCUAACACGUCUCAACUUCCAGAUGUGGUUCCCACCAAACAGGAGGUGCCAGUUCAAACCCAGCAGAGACAGGUGUCGGCCACAGUCUGGUUGCCAGAUACUCAACCAGUAGACAAAAACACGACUCUGGCAGACAAAAACACGACUCCAGCAUACAAGAGUUCCCGCUAUAUCUCUAUCGCACCCAGCAAGAACGGGCAGACGACAGAGUCUGGGAGCAGACGUGACAAUGAAGGUGUGUUGUUGUUGUUUCCUAUGUGUGAGAUCACACUUGUUAAUUAA
Messenger RNA from Candidula unifasciata, 871 nucleotides. NCBI's taxonomy places the organism in Eukaryota, Metazoa, Mollusca, Gastropoda, Stylommatophora, Geomitridae. The record is from the annotation of a GenBank genome assembly.